This is a messenger RNA of Meira miltonrushii, 1206 nucleotides long. RefSeq names its product S-adenosyl-L-methionine-dependent methyltransferase. The record is from RefSeq and is a predicted model, not a curated record. Gene Ontology annotation, cellular component: cytoplasm; nucleus. Lineage: Eukaryota; Fungi; Basidiomycota; Exobasidiomycetes; Exobasidiales; Brachybasidiaceae. Bases 1 to 1206 code for a protein of 401 amino acids. Gene Ontology annotation, biological process: peptidyl-arginine methylation. Gene Ontology annotation, molecular function: protein binding; protein arginine N5-methyltransferase activity. The transcript has a single exon.
AUGCCAGAAGAACGGAUUGCCAGAAACAUAGCACUUCACAUCGCUGCAGGAGAUGGAAACAUCACUAAAUGCGAAACUUUAUUGAACGAUGAUGAAGAUGGAACAAAUGGAGCGGAUGCAUGGUGGGAAGACGAAAGUCAUUUGAGGUGGAACGCUUUACAUUUCGCAGUCAGUGGAGGUCAUAGUGACAUUGUCAAGCUGUUACUUAGACGAGGAGGAAUAUGGAACGCAAUUGAUGAAUUGGGUUUCACUCCGGCUGAUUAUGCAUGGUCUUUGAACAAUGAUGAAAUUUAUUGGAUCUUAUUCGAAGAAGGUGUACGUCAAACACUCGUACUGAACCUGUUGGACAGGAAAGCUUUAGCACAAUCAGCAUCAAGAGAUCCAGGUGCCAAUGGAGCAACUGCAAAAGAUGGCGAGGGCGAGAAAGGAGUUCAAGUUGGUGAGAAUGGAGAAUCCUCAACUUUGAAAUUACAGGUGACCGAAUCUAGCGGAGAAGUAUCUGCGCAAAAUGAUCGUUUCCUCGAAUCUCGUUUGACGUUCGUCAAAGAUGGUGAAGGAAAGAUGAGAUGUAUGGACAAAGAUGGAGGAUUGGUAAUGGCAGCAUGGGAAACAGAUGUGAUGCAAAAGACCGCAACACUUCUAUGCACAGAUCAGCAGACAGGACAGCCGAUAACAGGCCUCAAAAUCUUAAAUGUUGGAUUUGGAUUGGGAAUUGUGGACGAAUUCUUUCAACAAUACAAGCCUAGUAAACAUGUCAUUGUUGAAGCACAUCCUGAUGCUAUUGCAUUUGCUCGUCAGAAUGGCUGGCAUGAGAAACCUGGAGUGGAACUCAUCCAUGCAAAAUGGGAGGAUGCUUUAGAUCAAUUAGCCAAUGGGGAGCUGUUUGAUGUGAUUUAUUGGGACACAUAUGCUCAAGGAUAUGGUGAAUUGCGUGACUUCUUCGAAGAGGUACCCUAUCUCUUGGAUGAGUCCAACCCUAACGCUCGAUUCUCCUUCUUCCAUGGUCUAGCAGGCACGAAUCGAUUCCUGUAUGAUAUAUACACACGUGUAUCUGAGUUGGACUUGAGGGAGAUGGGAUUAGAUACACAAUGGUACGACAUUAGGCCAAGCACAACGAGCGAAACAUGGAAUGGAAUCCUAAGAAAAUAUUGGGAUCUCGAUGUUUUACGAAUACCGAUCUCAAAGAGAAUUCAAGAUGUAGAAUAA